Molecule: messenger RNA, 1227 nt
Organism: Cajanus cajan (pigeon pea)
Lineage: Eukaryota; Viridiplantae; Streptophyta; Magnoliopsida; Fabales; Fabaceae
Product: GDSL esterase/lipase At2g04570
Molecular function (GO): hydrolase activity, acting on ester bonds
Source: RefSeq, a predicted model, not a curated record
UUUAUAUUAACGGUGGUGUGUGAGAAGUGAAUUCACAAGUAUGGAAGUGCAGGUGAUAAUUUUGUGCAGCGUUUUGCUUGCGUGGGUCUCGGUGGCUAGGGCAAAGGUUGGGGCGAUGGUGGUGUUCGGGGACUCGUCGGUUGAUGCGGGGAACAACAAUUACAUAGCGACGGUUGCACGCAGCAAUUUCGAGCCAUAUGGGCGUGACUUUGAGGGUGCGAAGCCAACUGGGAGAUUCAGCAAUGGACGAAUAGCCACUGAUUUCUUGGCUGAAGCCUUUGGAAUCAAACCCUACGUGCCACCAUACUUGGACCCUCGUCAUAACAUUUCCCACUUUCUCACUGGGGUCACCUUUGCUUCUGCUGCUACUGGCUACGACAAUGCUACCUCCGAUGUGCUUUCUGUGAUACCAUUAUGGAAGCAGUUGGAGUACUACAAAGGGUACCAAAAGAAGCUGAGAGUGUAUCUUGGAGAAAGUAGGGCACAUGAGACAAUUGCCAAAGCAUUGCACAUAAUAAGUCUUGGAACAAACGACUUCCUAGAGAACUAUUAUGCAAUCCCUGGUAGAGCAUCACAGUAUACACCAAGAGAGUAUCAAAAUUUUCUUGCUGGAAUAGCUGAGAAUUUCAUCCACAAACUCUAUGCUCUUGGUGCAAGAAAAAUAUCCUUAGGGGGUUUACCUCCUAUGGGGUGCUUGCCUCUGGAGAGAACCACAAAUUUUGUUGGUGGAAAUGACUGUGUGCCAAGUUACAAUAACAUUGCAUUAGAGUUCAAUGCCAAACUCACUAAGUUGACAACGAGGCUGAACAAAGAUCUUCCUGGGAUCAGAUUGGUAUUUUCAAAUCCGUAUGAUAUUAUGUUGCAAAUUAUUAAAAAGCCAGCUCAGUAUGGGUUUCAAGUGACCUCAAUGGCAUGUUGUGCUACUGGAAUGUUUGAGAUGGGAUACGCAUGCAGCAGGGCCAGUUCUUUCAGUUGCAUAGAUGCUUCCAAAUAUGUAUUUUGGGACUCAUUCCAUCCAACGGAGAAAACCAAUGGUAUCAUUGCAAAGUACCUCGUAAAGAACGUAUUAGCUCCAUUUUUGCAUUAAAAAAAUCAUUUCAAAUUAAUUUUAUGUACGGAAUGUAAUGUCAUUAUGUCUCUUUGCUUAAUGGACUACUUAAAUUAAAUAAUAUCCCAAUCAGAAUUGUUUCAUAAUUAUGUAGCAAAAUGCGCGUAUUCACUUCUUGA